AUGAGCUGUUGUACUGAUGUUUUGGUUUUUUUCACGGACCGCAGGAAGCCGGGCGAGGUGCUUGAAUCGCACAGGCGUCGGGCGGUGGUGGUUUGGACUGGGUCGGUGGUCGCCAUCUUCGCAUACUCCGGCUGGCUGUGCUACAAAGCAGCGGAGAAGGCAAAGGCACCCGACACGUCUUUCGUAUUGACGAACGUCGUAUACAAGUACCCCGAUCUCUGGAUUUGCCCGUACGUGAACUACGGCUGUGACGCCUGGGAACUCGAGGAGGAGUGCGUGGAUUCUGCGUGGAUGACCGAAGGGGGCGAACCGGACGCGGUGUUCUACCCCAGGGAAAAAUUGGACCAGCUCCACCAAGUAACGACCGAGGAGCGAAAAAUCGCUGCUAUCCCAGAUUUGACCAAUUUUGACAGCGAAGGGAACUUCGUGGAAGAUGGGAGAGGCCACUGCGUGAUUUUCGAGACGUCGGCUGCGACUGACUUCGUUGGACAAGAACGGGAUUCCCACGAGUACCUGGAUUACAUCCAUUUAGACAUGUACUGGUACCCCGGCGGCAAAUUUGGAAACUCCACGACGUGCGUCGCUGAAGGGGUAGAGUGGGCGGACCACAGGGAGUGGGUUUAUGGCUUCCUGAGCGACCCCGAGGACUCGACAGCGAUUUCAACAGGAUUUCCGUUGUCCUACAGCUGCAUCACGAAUACCUCCAACACCCAUAUCUUUAACACGCUCGGCAUUGGGCUUACCAACCAGAACAAGUUCAUGGAGGAUGACAUUUCAUCGUACAAGGCGCUAUUUACGAAUUUCGGGGUUCACAAGAAUACGGUGAACCCAAACGUCACCAUGCCAUACGCCCACCUGUCUCUGGAGAUGAAACAGCAGGCUGACUCUUGGGAGAUCAUCACAGAGUCUAACCCGUACGAGUUCGCCGAGAUGUUCGGUAAUAUUGGCGGGUUUUGGGAUCUUCUUCUCAUACUGUGGCCCUUAUGCUUCGUCACGGCCACUCAACAAGAUCCCCACCUCAAGCCUCGCACCUUCAAGAAGUCAGUCAUCAGGGGGGCCGAACGCGCGGCGGGUGUUACCAAAGUGAUCGCGCGUGCGGCACCUGUAAGACACUCCAACGCAAUGCCGGGGGUAGAUGGCUUCGAAGACCAAGAAGAAGUGCCCGCGUGGGAGGGACAACCUGUGCAGCGACAACAGCCCCCCCAGUCAGCCACCAACUGGCAGGAAGCGCACCGCUGUUGACCUCGUCCCCGGGGUAGGGCGUAAUAAUACUCUCACGUCUUGAGGCCGAAAGCACCUCACGAAAGGUAUUCACAUCAAGACAUCGAAAGUGGGGAGUUGCAGAUGACUUGAUCGCUGCUUGUUGGCCGAUCGCCCUGGUGUAGUUUAUCGUUCAACCAGAAACGGUCUGGGUAAUUUUUUCGCUGGUGUUCCUCGUGUGACGUUUGCUUGUUGUUCCCGUCGGUACGAUCGAUCUCACAGCCACACCUUCACUUUUCCCUCCCGUUGUUUCCUGCCCUGUUCCCUUGAUCACGCGGGAUAUUGGCCACACCGUCCUUCUGCCUGGUUGACACGAAACGACCUUGUUCUUGUGAUGGAAGACAAACCACGAACAACAUUGACCCACUGUCACCACCAGGGGAACGCCUUGCGAAGAGCAGGCAACAGCUUCGGCGCGUGGCGUGCUGAGGUUAGAAAGUAUUUAUGUUGGCUCUAUAUCUCGACUUAUUGGAGGGCGGCGUGCCGCAUGGUGUUUAUACAUAUGGAAUCAAUUUUGCGGAACGACGCGCCGGGAAAACGUUGGCUGCAUGUUUUGAGUGUACAAUAUCAGGGUAUUCGCACGGCCUCAAGUCGAAAUGUGAUGAAGUACGAAUCGUGAUGAAGUAAACUGAGAGUUAUGUUUUGGGUAUUUUCACGCAAUAGGGUGAAAUACGGUACUUCCAACCGAACCGAAGAGCCCCCUGUUUACUCCAAGAUCGUAUGGUUUUGGUUUCAAUGGCCGACGUCGAAAAGAGAAUCGACUUAUGUGAUUCUUGUCUUGGUGGUGUGGUGCUGCAGAAUUUUUACAUGAGAAAUGAGCAAAAGCUUUUGGUUCUUGCUUUUGCUGUCUUGGAGACUACUCUUUCAUGUUCGUUAGAUGUUGUUCAUAUCUGUGCUUCUAGUAAUGGUACACACCGUAUUUGCCUUUGCAUGGCUUCUGUUGUGUAGUACUCCUCGAUCUCGUCCUUAGACGAGGUGAUGGUUUUGGUUUCAAU
Ectocarpus siliculosus is the source of this 2255-nucleotide messenger RNA. NCBI's taxonomy places the organism in Eukaryota, Phaeophyceae, Ectocarpales, Ectocarpaceae. The record is from the annotation of a GenBank genome assembly.